AUGGAUUCCCGAGCGUGUGCUUGCUUGCAGAGUGAAUUAGACCUUUUUAACGUGAAUCCUGUACAAUUAUCAACAGAAGACAGCUCAUUUACUGAGAUUUUUCCUGUUGCAUCUCUGAAUGAAAAGACGCCAAUUGAAUUUUACGUAAGUGGAAGUGGUGAACAUUAUCUCGACUUAUCCCAUACACUUCUGCAUCUACAAGUGAAAAUUAAAAAGAGAAAUGGAGCAGUAAUUGGAACGCCUGAUCAAGUGGCUCCUAUCAAUUAUCUCCUUAAUACGCUAUUUUCUGAAUGUUCAGUUACAUUAAAUGACAAGCAGGUUUCUUCGCAAGCUAACUACGCAUAUAGAUGUAUUUUCGAUGCUUUGCUUUCACCUCGAGCUGUUCAAGAAUCAAUGCUAACAUCGGGUCUUUUCUACAAAGACACUGCUUCUAAGCAUGAAUCAGUAGAACUAGCUAAUGUUGGUGAUAAUGCAAAUUCCGGUUACCAAACUAGAUAUAACAUCUGCAAAGAUAGUAAACUUAUAGAUAUGAUAGGUCCAUUACAUUUCGAUCUAGGCAAUCAGAGCAAAUGUCUUAUAAAUUCGGUGAAUCUUCGGAUCAAAUUAGAAAGAAAUAAGGAUUCUUUUGCUCUGAUGUCAGCCACGCAAGAUUUUAAAGUAGUUAUAUAUCAUGCAUCAUUAUUUGUUAGGAAAAUUAAAGUCGCUCCCUCAGUCGUGAUUGCCCAUGAAUUAGCUUUAAGCAAGGGAGUUAUAAAAAUGCCGAUUCGCAGAACAGAAGUGAAAUCAUUCGCACUUUCUUCAGGAAUGCAAUCAAUAACUAUCCCUAAUGCGUUCAUUGGACAAUUACCGACACGACUUAUAAUGGGUAUGGUAUCUAAUGCUGCAUUUAAUGGGGAUUUUUCAAAAAAUCCAUUCAAUUUCAAGCAUUAUGAUUUAUCAUAUCUUUGUAUAUUAGAUGGCAAUCGUAUGAUUCCGUCAAAGCCCUUUCAACCAAAAUUUGAUAAUUCUAACAGUUACAGCAGAUGUUAUAUGAGUCUAUUUACUGAUUUGGGUAGAUAUCAUAAAGAUCAAGACAUUAAUAUAAGUUACACUGAAUAUAAAGAUGGGUAUACGCUGUUCGCUGUAGAUUUGACGCCCGAUCUCAACGCGGACGGAAUGCACGAAAGUAUUUCACGCAAUGAAACGAUGACUUCCGAACUGAGAUAUGGCUUUAUGUACUUGAAGCGUACUGGAUCAGCUUAUAUGAUUCAUUGCUUCACCGAUUCCCUUUACGAAAAUAUGAUAUCCUGUGUUCAAGCUGCGAACUCCUAUCAAAUGGAUACAGUCGAUUCAGACUGCAGAUUGAAGAUUGCCUAUUUCAAGGUUCUCAACAAUAAUGAUAUUGUCAGAGAACUCCAUAACGGUUCUGCUAUGAAUUAUCGACAGACAUUUGAUUGUAAAACGUAA
Molecule: messenger RNA, 1446 nt
Organism: Argiope bruennichi
Lineage: Eukaryota; Metazoa; Arthropoda; Arachnida; Araneae; Araneidae
Exons: 2
Coding region: 1-1446 (481 amino acids)
Biological process (GO): deoxyribonucleotide biosynthetic process
Cellular component (GO): cytosol
Molecular function (GO): ribonucleoside-diphosphate reductase activity, thioredoxin disulfide as acceptor
Source: RefSeq, a predicted model, not a curated record